This is a messenger RNA of Diprion similis, 5247 nucleotides long. It is a transcript of the gene raskol, whose product is annotated as ras GTPase-activating protein raskol. The record is from RefSeq and is a predicted model, not a curated record. Bases 298 to 4716 code for a protein of 1472 amino acids. The transcript is spliced from 11 exons. Lineage: Eukaryota; Metazoa; Arthropoda; Insecta; Hymenoptera; Diprionidae. Gene Ontology annotation, biological process: regulation of GTPase activity.
UAUUUAUAUAAAUAAAAGUUAGUCACGAUGUUAAAAAUGAUUCCCAGUGUUGCACGAAACCCGGUUAAGUAGUGGAUGUUGUACGUGUAGUUACGUAUCGCGGCUGUGUAACGAGAUGUUGCGGAAGCGAUAAAACACUAUCAUGUAGGUCUCUGGUACGGGUAAAUAAAUAAGAAGCGUUUUUCUUUUCAUAUUUUCUUUUCUCUUGUACCGGGACAGCUGGAAAUUGGUUGAUUAGUCUCUUCCGUUCGUUCAGAGCGAUUAAAAAGAUCGCUAGUGUGGAUUUGGUGAGUCGGGAUGCUGCAGGCGAUGGACCCAACGCAGCUGGAAGACUCACCGAAGAGGCGAUCAACCUUCUACGUAUCUCUGGAUGGGGAGCCGCGGCAUUUGGCCAAAAUAGCGAAAACGAUACAAUCCGGAGAUUCGGGGGCUUUCCACCACGCCUGUAACACCUUUCCGAUAUGCGGCUCGUCCUCGAAGGGCUGUUCGGCCUCCGGGACGCCGAGUCUCGUGCUGACGCGGACGUCCAGUGCCGGAAGUGGGUUCGAACCGGAAGUCGGUAAAGUGCAGUCACUUUCGCGGCUCUUCGAGGCACCGGCGAAAAACGGCAGCAGCAACAAGCCGGAAGAGCAGAAGGCGAAAAAGGUCGUUCGCGCGAGGUCCUUUAAGACCAUUGAGAAGUUCCAGAGUAGAUUCACAGGCCGGAAGGCGGCUCCGAUUAUACAGGAACAGCAGCCGGUUACCUCAGGGGUUCAGAGCAAGGAGGACAAGCUUAGGGUUAGCGAUGCCAUCGCCGCUUUUGAGGCAAGUCCCAGGAAUCUCGGAGGGCCGUUGGACCGCUCGGUAGCCUCGGAAUCUCUUAAGGAGAGCGAAGGAUCCACACCACAUGGAAAAACCGGAAGGACCAAGCAACUGGAGCCGGCUAAAAACGCCAAGCAAAGCAAUGGAGGCGCUUUUACAAAUCUGAUUCGAAGGACUCACAGCACCAAACUCAUCCGGAGUUCGAGUGCCUUAAUCACGGCUGCCGGGAAGUAUCCUUCGACCGAGGAACACCCGCAGGAUCACAGAUUCGAACGGAAGAUGAACGGGCACAGGAAUCACUUGGAGUGCAUCGAUCGGCUCAACGUCAACGUGGUUUUUGACGAUGAGGAACGCGCCGAUGAUACUGAAGAACGUGAGGAUGGCGUGCAUUCAGAUACCUCCUACGAAAAAGCCUGCCGGCGAGGAAGCGCACCGGCUACACCCGUGCUGGGUGCCCGACCCCUUGACGUCACCCCCAACCGCAUAGUGAAUUUCUUCUCCAAGAGAUCGUUUCGAUCGAAUCCCCUGAAACGAACGAAAAGCGUAACGAAACUCGAGCGACAAAAACAACGCGGAGCAGCCGGACUGAGGGGUUGCCGUUCGCACGAGUCGCUUCUCUGCGGACAAGCUGUGACCUCGAUGGACUUGGCUGCUGUAACGCCUCUGCACCCGAGCCUCCUUGGCCGACAGCAUUGUUUCCAAGUAACGCCUAGCAGCGGUGUGCCAAAGUACUUUAGCUGCAAGAGUGCCCAAGAGAGGGAUCAGUGGGUUCACAGCCUUCGGAAGUCCGUGCAUCCGGACGAGGGUCAAAAACGACGUACGGAUAAUUCCCUACAAAUAUGGCUGCUGGAAGUCAAGGGCAUACCCUCGAAGAAACGAUACUUUUGCGAAGUCUCCCUCGACGCCGGCCUUUACGCCAGGACUACUUCCAAACUUAAGGGUGAACUAUGCUUCUGGGGUGCUUACUUCGACCUACCUCGUCUACCAGCCGUCAACAAUAUUUACGUUAAUCUCUACAGAGAAGCUGACCGGAAGAAGAAGAAAGACAAAAACGUACUUAUCGGCUCGGUGACAAUUCCUGUCAAGGAUGUGACCUCUCGCUACGUGACAGAAAAGUGGUAUCAAGUUAUAGGUGACAAGGGUCAGCUGAAAGAAUCGCCAGCAUUACGUGUCAAGUGUCGUUUUCAAUCGGUUGAUAUUCUACCCGUCCAUGUCUAUCAGGACUUUUUGGAGUACUUGAAGAACGACUACAGAUCGCUUUGCGAAGCUCUCGAGCCUGUGAUUGGCGUCAAAGCCAAAGAGGAUAUAGCUACUGCUUUGGUAGCUGUCAUGCAGCAAGAGAAUAAAGCGCCACAGUUUCUUGCCGAUCUAGUCAUGAUGGAUAUCCACAGAAUCGAUGACGAAAGAUUAACUUUCCGUGGUAAUUCGCUAGCAACCAAAGCAAUGGAAGCGUAUCUGAAGUUGACAGGGGAUGAGUACCUUCAGAAAACUCUUUGCGCUGCUGUACGAGGUGCAGCUGAGGGUGGAGACUGCGAGGUAGAUCCUCUGAAGGUGGCAUCAGCUGCGGCUCUUAGAGCGCAGCAACAUAAUCUUCGAGUGGCGGUUGAAACUGCUUGGAAUAAAAUAUUGGCCAGUCAUACUCACUUCCCUGUCGAAUUAAGAGAAUGCUUCAGAAUAUUCAGAGAACGUCUCAACGAGAUGGGCCGCCUCGAUAUCGCUGACAAUCUGAUAUCAGCCUCCAUAUUUCUCCGGUUCCUCUGUCCAGCCAUUCUCAGUCCCUCUCUAUUCAAAAUCACCGAUGAACAUCCAAAUGAGAAGGCUGCUAGGAACUUGACAUUGGUAGCAAAGACUUUGCAAACAUUAGCAAAUUUCACAAGGUUCCAAGGAAAAGAGAACUUUAUGGAAUUUAUGAAUGAUUUCUUGGAACGAGAGGCGCCGGCGAUGAAGAACUUUUUGCAGUUAAUAAGCAGCCCAUUAUCAAAAGAUGCCCCGUCAAAUAAUUCAUUGGAAUUCGAAGGCAACAUAGACCUUGGUAAGCAAUUAUCCCUGCUGCAUUCACUGUUGAGAGAAAGCGGAUCAGCGAUAAGUGCUCUGCCUCAAUUGGGUGGAAUCCUCGACAAGAUAUCACUGGCCCUUGAGCAGCCAGGGCCAAGUUCUUCGGUACCAACGACUCCGCGGUACUCAAAUCUGCAGAACAACAUUUUUCGGUAUAACGAUCCAACGAUUGCAAACAGCAACACGAACCUGUCUAUAUCGGCGACGUCCACCAUUAGUAAUCAGAGCACUCUGAAUAGUACCUCCAGAGACGGCAGCGAAGUAAUGCAGUCGAACACACUUGGCCACAACAGUUCUCGCAGUCCGAAUGUUGUUCGUGCAGCGACACUGCCCAGAAACGCUUAUCUGCCCAGUAAUGGUAAACUCCAGCUGCAGAUAAGCGGUGACGAUUAUCCGCUGGAAUCAACAGCCUUUGUUUCUCGAUCGCCAACCCCGAUGGCCAGGCAGCACAGACACUUGACCUCGAACAGGAGCGGACCAGGUUACAGACUGACGGCUAGCACCAGCCUGGCGAACGUUAACCAUUGCCAGAAUCAUCAGACGAGCCCGAUGAGGUCGGAGAGCCAUUCAAAUCUCAAAGAUUCUAACUACAAUAUCAACAACCAUGGUAACGUUGGUAAUAACGGAUCCAUCGGGCAGCACCAUCGGCAUAAUAUAGCCAGGCUCCAGAGUCUGGAUAUCAACGAUCAGGACAAUUAUAAUCAUAAUUACAAUGUAUCGAGGUCAGGAAGCAGAACACACUGUCAUAAGGAAGAGAACGCCAACCAGGCACAGAACUACAAUAACAUAUCGAAGACCACGAUCAACGCUAAUGUUAAUCCUCACGUCACACUAUCCAUUAAUCAGCCGAACAACAACUAUUCGAAAACCUCAAGCCUUACGGUCCCGGCUAACGGAAAUCUUGACGAGCUUUCAGAUCUUCUCAGGUACGCCGACGACGAAGUAUCAGAGUCAAAGUCACAGAAGGGAUCGCAAAUCUCUAUCUCACAGUUGAGUAAUGUCGCAUCGUCAGGAUACCAGAGUUUUGCUGCUUACAGUCAAAGUUCGAGUCCCGUUGAUCUGAGCAACAAUGCCAAUGCUCAUAUACUGAAUGCUGCACCGCUGGCUUUUGCGAAUCCGGUUUAUCACAUGGAAGCGACACACGGCAGGAACGAAAGGAGAGGAAGUACCAGUUCAGAGGAACGAGAUGGGGGCGGAGGAGUCGAGGGAGUCCGAGGUGUCGACCUCAGCCCAUCUCCGCCGCCACAACCGAUACGAAACGUCGCGAGGAAUGGCCAAUCUCAAUGGCGAUACGCCGCCGUUGCACAUCGGACGGGCUCUGAUCAGUCGCAAGGUGUCUGUUGCCCCAAAUUGAGGCGGCGGUUAUCCCUCGACUCAACUAGAGACUUGUCUGACACCAGCGAAGAAGAGAGCUGCGCUACAAGGCGAAGCAAAUCCCGAAGCCACAAGAGUAUUGAUCAGUACGAGGUGGAAAUCGAAAGGCUGCAAAGCAGCGUAGACAGACUGAGAGCUCGUUUAGGAACUCCUGAAGAUGCAGAUGUAGACAGCACGGUGCCUGAUUCCAAGAUGAAGAGCAUUAUCUCAAGGUUGAUCACUGUGGAGGAGGAACUUCGACGAGAACAGCAAAAAAUGUCAGCAAAAUUAUCGUUCAAACAGCGCGUGAUUGACGCGCAAGAACAACAGAUCGCUGCACUGGAUGCAGCCAAUUCUCGCCUCAUAACGUCGAACACAAGAUUGUUAACUGCGCUUAGUACUCUAAAUCAACGAUACAACGCCUCUCCUCAGACCACAAACGAGGCGACAGCUCUACUCCAAAACAUUGCUGAUAUUGCUAGCGAACUGAAGAGUUCAUCGUGUUAAAUGGCUAAAUCAGAUAAUGUCUUGUCGACAUUGAGCACCGAAUUGCAUAUUGUAUACAAAUUAGUUUGAGUUGUAAUUGAGUAUAUGAAGUAAUAAUUGUUUGGCUAAUGAUUAAAUUUCGUGAGAAAAAUGUCAGUUUUCUGUUCUACUGUGGAAAAGUUUUACCCCUAACUCUAAAUAUCGUAGCAGUUCCAUUUUUCUUUUCCCUGUGAAUUCGAAGGUUUUUUUUCUUCCAACUUCUUUUUUUUUUAUUUAUUUUUUUUUUUAAUUUCUUUUUAUAUUCUUUUUUUGUAUUAUGAAUUUCGAUCGUAGGUUUUGUUUUUCAACCUAGGUAAACGUUUGACACAAUAUAAUUAGUACUUGCGUCAUUGACCUUCACGAGGAGCAAAGUAGAGGCUAUUUAGAUAUUAGGCAUUGAAAAUAGAGAUAAAUAUUUGAUAUAGAAAAAUGAUUUUUGUCAAAUUAUUGUAAUUAGCGUAGUUUAGAUUAUUUAUAUUCACAAAUACAUAUACAUAUAUAUAUAUAUAUAUG